AUGACGUCAUACCUUUGGCGAAGGCUGGCCGACUUUGUUUCGUGGUAAUUUUGGGGCACUCUUACUUUUCGGAUUAUUUUUCCACAUGUUUUUUUAGUAUAUUGACCUCUUCCGAGAUUUUUUACUUGAAAUUUCGACGAUUUGUUGAUGCCUUUCGAUAUUUCUUUUCGGUCUUGCAGGAUGCACCCUCAAUACCUUGACAAGCACACUGUUACGGACUCGGCGGAUUCCCAUCGUGCUCUGCGAACACGACGUCACAUCUGGAGUGCCAAGACGUAUUCACAACGAAAGCGAAGGAUCGACGAGGGGCUACACUCUUAUUUGUUCUUUUUCGGCACUCUCCUUGAUGAUGAAACCCUUCACACGCAAUUAUUGGCUGAUCAAGGUAAAAUACGAGCCAUUUUUGUAGCAAAUCACAAAAACUUUUAUCAGUCUGUCGGGAAAAUAAAGGCGGAUCGUCGCAGCAAAAUGUCUCGCCUCGCCGCUAUCGCGCACCAAAUCGCAAGCCGCGGCUUGCAGUCGCAAAGCGAUGAUGAGCGACUCCGAGGCGCGACGAUCCGCCGUUUUUUUCCCGACAGACCGAUAUUUCGCUUGGAUUUUUUUAUCUUUUUCAUUCAAAAUUUUGAUGACUUUUCUUCAGGCGAUUGUUUUUUGAUCACUGCCCCACGCUCAGCCGAUUAUGAAAAGUAUGGAACUCACAGGAAAUGGCUGCUCGUAUUUUUGGCCAAUGAUCAUGUCAUCAUUAAAGCUCAGGUAUUAUCAGUUUUUACUGCCAAGCACACAGGCUGAAAUCAAAGCAUUUGGAAGUGUGUUCCCAUGUGGUCUAGUGGUUAGGAUUCGUGGCUUUCACCCACGCGGCCCGGGUUCGAUUCCCGGCAUGGGAAGAAAUCAUUUUUUUAACCGUUUACUAAACAUUGACACCGAUAUAUUAUACUUUACAGAAUUCCUUGUAUUUUAGGUCACUUUCCUCAGCAAACAUUUUGUAAUGCUCAAAGAUAGGAAAGUUCGUCUUGAAGAGUUCAUCCGAUCCCAGAACCUGCGACCAAUCGAAAGGCCAACGGUCUUCGACUCCUUUCAAAUUCAACCCAAACUACCCAUAAUCCCAGCACUCUCGUUUCCCAUUGCUCCAGAGAUCUUUCCCCUAGGGCUGUUGUCUCAGAAGACUGCCUGUUUUGAUUCGAAACGAGGACUUCCAGUAAUGUGUAUGAACAUCAACACAGAGAACGAGGAUGUCAUCAACCAUAUUCGAAAUGAAACCGAGAGGAUGCUAAUCUUCGGGAAUGAGUAAGUUGGUAUUGAACUUGAUCAAUUUUGAGAUCAAAAUCAUUUUAUAUUACAAUUGACGUAGCUGAUGUCUAGUGUAAUAUAACGGCUGAAAGUUGAAUUUCAGAAGGAUUUGGCGACUCUGGGGAAUCUGCAGUCCUUGUUCAACCGAGUGCACUCUAGUUUUGGAAGAUAUUGUCUACGGAAGUUUGGCGGCGUACGUUCGAAAACAUUGGGACAAAGACCAAGUAAGUGGAAGAUGAAAAGUAUACUUCGUAUACGACUCAGCAAUCUAAGACCUCUAUUAUUACCCAUUUCAGCUCCUCAGAUUCUCCCUUCAGACCUGCGACGCGCUAAGAUAUCUGGAGAAGAUGAAUUUUGUCCAUCAUCAGCUCGAUUUAGACUGCCUAAUGCUGACUUAUGACCAUAAUAUUAAGCUCGCAAUCUACGGGCUACUCCCGGACGAGCUUCUCCCAUUAGAAACGGGCUGCCAUUCGUUGGAUAAAAUUCGAUGGAGCCCUUGGGAAUGUCUUCCGGAGCCUAUUUCUACCCCAACCGGCCAAGGAAAUCUGGCCGGAGAGCAGUAUUCCUUUACGGGAAUGGUUUACACAUUUGGGUCAAUGGUCUGGUCAAUGUGUCAUGGAGGAAUGCUACCGUUUGAGAAUGAGAAGCCUGAGAAUAUCAAAAGCAAAGCCUUUAGAAUGGAAAAUUCUUUGGAAAUCGAGGAGAACCUAACACCAAACAAGUUGGAAUCGGUGAGGUUUAGACGAAGAAUUAGCAGGAAUCUAGCUUAAUUUGGAGGCAAAAUAAGGAAUAAGAGGCUUCAGUUUGUCGAAUCAAUUGUAGUUUUACCUUUAAUUCACCAAAAAUUUUUGAUUUUUUUGUUGCACUAGAUGGCUAGUAUAAUAUAAAAAAUUUUCGAUUCCCCAGGUUAUCACUAAAUGCUGGAGCCGCAAACCCUCUCAUCGCCCAAGUUUCAAGGACCUCAAGCAUCAACUCCGUCACGCAAUGCAGAAAACUAUCCAAUAA
Bursaphelenchus xylophilus (pine wood nematode) is the source of this 2292-nucleotide messenger RNA. The record is from the annotation of a GenBank genome assembly. NCBI's taxonomy places the organism in Eukaryota, Metazoa, Nematoda, Chromadorea, Rhabditida, Aphelenchoididae.